Molecule: messenger RNA, 1104 nt
Organism: Mytilus californianus (California mussel)
Lineage: Eukaryota; Metazoa; Mollusca; Bivalvia; Mytilida; Mytilidae
Exons: 1
Coding region: 1-1104 (367 amino acids)
Source: RefSeq, a predicted model, not a curated record
AUGGACUUUGCAGAGAACUAUUCGUGUAAGUCUCUUGUAGAGGUACAGAGUGCCUAUUGGAACCAGACCCCAGUCACCAUACACCCAGUAGUUGUAUAUUUCCGUGGCCAAUCAAAAUUAGAACACAAAAGCAUCGCAAUAAUUUCUGAUGAACUUUCUCAUUGUACCAGUACAGUGUGCACAUUUCUUGAUUCUUUAGUUCCAGUCUUGAAGGAAAUCUGUCCAAAUGUCGAGUUUGUCCACUACUGGACGGAUAGUCCAUCAAGCCAAUACCGCAAUAAAACCAUUUUUGACCUCGUUGCAAAUCAUUCAUCAGUUUAUGGAAUUCAGGCCCGUUGGAAUUAUUUUGAGGCUGGGCAUGGCAAGGGACCUUGCGACGGUCUUGGUGGAACAAUCAAAAGAAUGGCUGACGAAGCAGUGAAGAGAGGAGCAGUUGUUAUUCAAGAUCCAAAAGAAUUUUUUGAUUGGUCUAUAACUUCAAACAUGAAAGAAGUGAAGUUUUUGUUUGUAAAAAAAGAAGAUUGCAAGAAGAAGCUCGACCAACUAAAUAAACUAAAGCUGAAGCCAAUUAAAGGAACAAUGAAGUUUCAUGCUGUAGCCUAUGACUUACAGACGGCCGAACUUUGCACCAGAGAAACAUCAUGCUACUGUGACACAUGCUUGAAAGGGAAAUUCUGUGAAUCCUGGAAUAGACAGACAUAUGAAGGUAACACAAAUCAUAACAGUCACACAGAAGAAACAGUCACACAAAACGAAUUGCAAGAAAGUAAUGAGAUCCAAAAUGAAGAUUAUCAUGAAAUAAUAAUAGUAGAAGUGUCAGUGGAUGACUUUAUUGCAUGUGUUUAUGAAGGUCAGUGGUACAUCGGGAAAAUUUUAGAUAUGGAUGACGAAGAUGUACAGGUUACCUUUCUCGAAAGAGCGAAAGCUAUGUUUAGGUGGCCAACUUCACCUGACACGAUAUGGUGCAAAAAAUCAGACGUCUUCUAUAAACUUGAUCAUCUAGAGCCUUCCGGCAAGAGCAAACGCUUUUGGAAAAUAAGCCCAGAGGACAGAACUAGAAUUGAGAACAACUUUGAAGCUCAUGAAUUGAACACAAAUAAAUAA